UUAUGUCUUACUCAGUAUUCUGUGGUGAUUAGUGACAAAUGUGAAUUAAAGCUACAAUAUUUUUAUUUUUAUGACUAAACUGCAGUUAUCGUAAUAAAGUGGGUUUUAUUGCUUAUUUCAUUUUUUUGCUUGGAAAUGGAAGACGAAUUAGAGGAUCGAGUUUUACAUCAAACAUAUUUGUCUUUUAUGAAAAUUUUGUCGCGCUUUAGUAGCAGUGUUGCUUUAGACACCCCAACGAGCUAUUUCUGGAAGAUGGUGCGUCUUUAUUUAUUGCGCUCGGAAGUGCUCAUUUUCACGUUUGGAAUAGUAGUAGUCUUCAUGUACUUACAAACAAUAGGAUUAUGGAGCCGCACGUUACUAAGCAGGCUAUCUCAUGCCGUAAAUCCAAUAAAUGCAGUCCAAAGAAUGAAGUUGAUGGAAGGCUCGGAUGCGGACAAACAGAGUUGGGAGCUAAAGGGGUCAUUGAGUGCGGUUUAUGCAAUUAGAGGAAGGAGAAUGCACAUGGAAGAUAAGUUUAUAAUAAAUGAAAAUAUAAAUGACACAGGCAUUUCUUUAUUUGCUAUAUUUGAUGGACAUGGCGGCGAAUUUGCAGCUAAUUAUGCUAAAGAACAUCUAAUACAAAAUCUGUACAAUAAGGUUGUAGAGUUGAGUGCAUUUAAAGAUGGAAAACUUCCCGAGACCCCAAAAAUUGAAAGCCCAGAUGAACAUAAGAAAGAAGAGACAGAAAAUAAUAUAAGUGUUGAAAGAAAAAGUAGUUUUAAAAAGUCUGUGAGUACUGCUGAUGAUACUUCUAAAAAGGAGAUUACAGACCCACAACUUUUAGCUCAAUUAAAUAAAGCGAGACCAAUUACAAGAGAAGUAAGACCAAUAAAACCAGUAAAAAAUGUGUCUGUACCCUUGUCAAGUUAUAUUUUAAAAGGAAAAAUUAAUUAUGGUAAAUUGUUGACUGAUGAAGUUCUAGCUGCAGAUCAAUUGCUUGUUGAAGCUGCCAAACGUUCUAUGAAUGUUGCUGGAACAACUGCUCUGAUUGCUAUUUUAGAAGAUAAUAAUCUUAUAGUUGCCAAUGUGGGAGAUUCAAGAGGUGUUAUGUGUGAUUCCCGUGGAAAUGCUAUUCCAGUGUCCUUUGACCACAAACCACAACAGGUUCGAGAACAAAAAAGGAUAGAAGCUGCCGGUGGCUACAUAGCAUUUAAUGGAGUCUGGAGAGUAGCUGGAAUCUUAGCUACAUCUCGAGCAAUGGGUGACUAUCCAUUAAAAGAUAAAAACUUUGUUAUUGCUAAUCCUGACAUUUUAACAUUUAAUUUAGAAGACCACAAGCCAAUGUUUUUAGUUCUUGCCUCAGAUGGUUUAUGGGAUAUCUUUUCAAAUGAAGAAGCUGUUAAAUUUAUUAAAGAAAGAUUAGAUGAACCAGACUUUGGAGCAAAAAGUUUGACACUCCAGGCUUACUAUAGAGGUUCUGUUGACAACAUCACAGUAUUAGUUAUUAAUUUUAAGCAAGAGAAAUAUUCCACUGCAAGUCUUUCAGAAUAAUCAUAUUAUUGGUGUUGUAAAUGUGUAAUGUUUAUGAGCAAAUUUAAUAAACUUUAUAGCAAGCAAGCUUGAAAUUUGCUCAUAAUUGUCUUAUAUGUUAUGUGGUGUAAUUAUAAAGGCCAAAGGAACAUUUAUUGUUUCCAGCUAUACAAUUCAUGUUGUAAUUUAAAAAUUUCACUUCAAGUCAAAUUGGCAAUUUUGUACUUACCCAAUAAUCAAACAGAUGUUUUUUGAAGUAACAGAUUAAUUCAAUAAUGAAUAUUUUUUCAAAAUUUUCAUAUUUUCACCUAUUGGAAGUAGAUGUCCUGAUGCUAGUAAUAUAAUAAAUACUAUAAUAAUUGAUAUUUUGAAAUAUGUGUAUUUAUAAAUUGAAUAUGUGGUUGUGAUUGUGGAAAAUGUUUAACCUUUUUAAAACACAAAGAAUUUACAUUUUAACUAAAAACCCAAACUAUUGUUGUCAAAUAUAACAUUAUUUUGCCUCACCAAGGUUUAGAUGUUCCUAAUAUUAGUUUUAUAGUGUUACACAUAAUUCCUUAAGGGCAUUUGUUAAUGAGUCUUGAUGUUAAUCUUUAUUUAGUGCUUUAUUCUGGCCUCACGUUUUUUUAUUAUGUGUUGUUAUCUUCCGGUAGUAUUCGCGGUGAUUGAUAAGAGUUCUCUGCCUACCAACUAUUGUUUCACCAGGAAUAAAAACCUCCAGAAUUAUAUGUUGCGUGACGUAGGUUUUUGUAUCUCAGGUGUGUGUAUGUUUUUAACACAACGCCACAAUGCGAGUAGUACUAAGUGGUUAAUAAUAAGCCCCUUUUUCAUAAAAAAUAAGUCUUAUUUUGAAUAAAGUACUCUGAUAUGUUACCUAAAAAGUACUUUAUUUAGAAAAAUCAGACUGAUUUGAGUUUUCUAUGAAUAAUGGGAAAAGAGGGGAUGUGUUUAUCCACAUUCUUAAGUUUUUCUCCUAAAUGUGACCUUUAUGGAAAUAAUAUUCUUAGCUAUUAAUAUUAGCAUUGAUAUUAACUCAUGCAAUAUCUGGCUUUUAUCCAGUUGCAAUUAUGGAUCUUCAAAUAAAGAUGACUUAGUGCUAAAUAUGAGAUCGUUUGUUGUUUAUGUUGCCAUUAACUAGUCAUGUUAAAUGUUCAUAUUAAAUUUGAUUUUAUCAGUGCAAUAUUCAAUUUGUAUUCACCUAUUAUUUGUGAUAAAAUACGUAAAUUAAUUAGGGAGUAUUUUUAUAUGCAAUCAUGUAUGAUUCAGAUGUCAGUAAGGCCUAUUUUAUAGUACAACAUUCUUUACAUCUAGUCUCAAGUGGGUCCAACAUUUUCAUGAAUAAUUAUUAUUUGGUUUAGCUUUGGCAGUUCUCGAUUCCUUCGCGGUAAUUGAUUCGCACAGACUACGUCUUAUUCAGAUACAUCAUGUUAAGAAAUUUCAGUUAUUUAUAGUGUUUUGUCGUCUUCACUCAGCGUUGCUCAUACAAACAUGUUUUAGUACCUACUUAAAAUUCAUCACAGACGCAUGAUGUCUUUUAAGCGUCAACUAUAAUGCAUGCUGUUAAGUUUAUGUUAUUAUGUACUGACAUGCACAAUGGUGCUAAUUCUGAUGUAGGCGAAUAGAAAAUAUUAAAGAAUGGAAAGGAAAUGUUUUCCAGUACAUUAUUGAGUUAACAGAGCCCUUGUUAUGACCACUGUUAAUGUUAAAAUUAAAUGAAGUCUUGUGAUACGAUUCAGAAACGAGGCUGAAGGCUUUUAACUCUCGUACGUUAGAUAUGUAUUUGAAGUACAUACCUCAAAGAUUUUGACAGACCGAAGUAGGUAAUAUUUCGCGCUCAGCCUUGUUUCUGAAUCUCACCCUGGUAAGGGAGUUCGAAUAAUAAGAGUAUUGACUUGCUACGCAGUCUAGUAUCUACAUCAUAUUUAGCACCAUUAUUCUAUAUUCUUAUGUACUAGGUGAUAUCGUUGUUGUGUGAUAUAACUCGGAUAUCCGAUUCAAAUCAUUUUGAAUUAUUCGUUUUGAAUGGAUUUUUCAAAUUUUAAGGUACAAUACUAAAAAUGGGAUUUGUUUUUAAUAGACACACGUGUACUUGAAAUUUUAAUAUGUGUUAACUAAUUAUGUGAAUAAAGAAUGUAUAUAAA
Pieris rapae (cabbage white) is the source of this 3647-nucleotide messenger RNA. RefSeq names its product protein phosphatase 1L. The transcript is spliced from 2 exons. Lineage: Eukaryota; Metazoa; Arthropoda; Insecta; Lepidoptera; Pieridae. The record is from RefSeq and is a predicted model, not a curated record. Gene Ontology annotation, cellular component: cytosol; nucleus. Gene Ontology annotation, biological process: protein dephosphorylation; negative regulation of canonical NF-kappaB signal transduction; positive regulation of canonical Wnt signaling pathway. The coding region runs from base 136 to 1530 and encodes 464 amino acids. Gene Ontology annotation, molecular function: protein serine/threonine phosphatase activity; cation binding.